Molecule: messenger RNA, 357 nt
Organism: Helobdella robusta
Lineage: Eukaryota; Metazoa; Annelida; Clitellata; Rhynchobdellida; Glossiphoniidae
Exons: 3
Coding region: 1-357 (118 amino acids)
Source: RefSeq, a predicted model, not a curated record
AUGAUACAGAUGAUAUCAUAUCUGAAACACUUGGCUUACGUUGAUGGUAUUGUUGACACAAAGAUUGGUGAAGCGGGCAUUGCAGACUCCUACAAACAUUCUCUGAUAAGAAGUUAUGAGGUCAGUGCGGGAGAAUGGUGCAGCAGUUAUGAAGCAGAACUGACUACCGUGAUGGAAAUAGAAGAGUCUCUCAACAAAGCAGAGCAUACUAAUCUCAAUCACUUCUGUACAGGACAUCACAUGGGAUUGAAAAGUUACACGCAUCGAAUCGGCUUUAGUGAUAGAGCAGUAUGUGGACUGUGUGAAACGCAAGUGGAGGAUAUGGAUAAGAUUUCAAAGGAAAACUGGGAGAACUGA